AGUCGACUGUGUCAGAUUGCGGGAUACGCCUACAGAGGGAGCAUCUUACAUUUGUGUGUCAGAGUGCGAGAGAAAGAUUCUCUUGAUCUACUACAAGGAUUUCAAUAGGACCGUCGCAGUUUCGGAAUGGAAGACGGUUACGACAGCCUUGAGCCUUCCUUCACCUCACCUGAACCCUUAGACGCAAGCGGAGGAGACAUAGAUGCUCUAUGCCAAACAUAUUUCACUAACGUUGAUUUCUAUUCCACGGAGUAUAAUUAUCCACAGAAGACCAUGGAAGCCAAUACCUGGAGAGCUGGGUUGCAGGAAGACGGAAUAUGCGAUGAUUACGGCGCUGCGGCCUCCUACUACGACGUCAACGACUGGAAGCUUUCCGACGAAGCCCUCCACGACCUGGAGCCCUUCCUGUUGGACGAGGGAGUGUGGUCUGCGGAUCAGGGAAAUAGUUACAGUGCGCUGACCUACGAGGCGUCGGACUAUGACCUGCCGCUUCAGAAUUUAGAUAACCUGGCGCUGGAAGACGGGCCUUGCGACGGAUCCUUGGGUGAGCCUCAGGAUCAUCAACCAUCCAGUGCACUAUAUUCGUCCCCAGAGCAACUACAUUCUCAAAGUGAGCAGCUCCUGUCACAGCAUCCCGACGUCCUGGAGAAGAUCCCUUCAAAAAGAAAACGAGUUCGAGGUCCCAAAAACUGGGAGUUCCUGAUCAGGCUCCUGGCAGACAAGCGAACGAAUCCGUCUUUGAUUCGCUGGGAAGAUGAAUCUACGGCGACCUUCCGCCUGGUCCAGCCUGACAAAAUCGCGCAGUUGUGGUCCAAGCGGACGCCCGAUUCUCCUCCACUAACUUACAACAACUUCGCUAGGGGCCUCAGAUACCACUACAGUAGAGGCGCCCUACAACCUGUGUCAGAGAAGCAACUGGUAUACCAAUGCGGACCCAAGGCUCUCCAGUACCUGAUCGACCUGCGCAAGGGUUCUUCAUGAGAUGUUGGCGAAGCUAGAAAGAGUAACACGAGAUAGGCAGCGAGGAAGCCUUAGUGUGGAUUAGGUGCCAAAUGAAAAAGAGAUAAUGUGAAAUGUGUUCUAGAGACUGAAGUGAAGGCAGAGGAAAGAUAAGACAUGAAGUGUUACAAAUAAUGUACAAAAACAAGAGAAAAGUUAUUUUUUACAGUCCGUCCGCAGAUUCAGAUUUUCUGCAAAUGAUAUGUGUAAUUGACAUGUCAUGUGCUAUUAAACCAAAGAUUACUUAGGAAACAUGGUAGCUAUAUUUAAUAUUGUUAUAUCUAUAGUGUUUACUAUCAUUUGAUGGCAUUAUCAUCAGUGAAUAAACUCGGCAAAUUUUA
Penaeus vannamei (Pacific white shrimp) is the source of this 1340-nucleotide messenger RNA. Its product is annotated as ETS-related transcription factor Elf-1. Gene Ontology annotation, cellular component: nucleus. Gene Ontology annotation, molecular function: sequence-specific DNA binding; DNA-binding transcription factor activity, RNA polymerase II-specific. The record is from RefSeq and is a predicted model, not a curated record. Gene Ontology annotation, biological process: regulation of transcription by RNA polymerase II; cell differentiation. Lineage: Eukaryota; Metazoa; Arthropoda; Malacostraca; Decapoda; Penaeidae.